Drosophila erecta is the source of this 8387-nucleotide messenger RNA. RefSeq lists its product as uncharacterized. The record is from RefSeq and is a predicted model, not a curated record. The transcript has 8 exons. The coding region runs from base 402 to 7124 and encodes 2240 amino acids. NCBI's taxonomy places the organism in Eukaryota, Metazoa, Arthropoda, Insecta, Diptera, Drosophilidae.
UCCGUUGUUUUUUUUGUUUGUGACGGUGGUGUUUUGCUGCUUUUUGUUUGGCUGCAGUGGCGCGUAACGCCGCAGUCAACCCCCAAAACAAAACAGCAAGAUAAUAACGACUACUAUUGGGUCCUGGGACAAACAGGAUGCGCUCGAGUGACCCUGCGCACCUGUUCGCCAACGACAAGUGCCACGGACAGCAAUGAAAUUUCCCGGCCCUCGUGUGUGUGUUUGUGUGUGAAAUUUUCUUGUAAUUUAUGCAAAGCCUAGGUGAAGGCGGAAAAUUCAACUGGUGUUUCUUUUGGGUGGCUUUGUUCCUGCUGGUGGGAACUGGCCACAGCUGAAACUCCCAGCCACAAGCUGGAACAACUGAUAGCCCACUUUUCGCUCAUGGUUUGUGCCAGCCGAUCAUGCUGAUUGUGGACAUGUUGACGCUGGCAUUGGCAAAUGAGCCGAUGUGCGGCGGUGGCAAAAUGAGAUCCAGUGGCAAGGAUAGUCAGGCGGCUGGAGCAGCAGCAGCAGCAUCUAUGGUCAAUACAACUGGCGGUGGACUAGGCCCAAGUCGCGGGCUUUCUGGCCACUUGGCAUGCGAGGCACGCAGCUCACGCGACAAUGUUGCUGCCGUGCAUGACGAACUGCGUCAGCAGUGCCACUCGGCGAUAGUUGCGGUGGAGGCGCGUGCGCGUGCUGAAUACACUGGCAACAACAAGGGCGACAGCAACAACAAUGGCAGCAGCAGCAGCACUAGCUGCAACAUCGACAACUCUGGCGACAACACAGCAGCGGAAGUGGCCACGAAAUGCGAGUACGCGCAACUCGAGCAUGAGAGGCGGAGCGUGAGCGCAGGCGCAUACUUGCAACCACCCAAUGUGACAGUAAGCAGCAGCAGCAGCAGCAACAGCAGCAACAACAAGGGGGGGCGCAGCGCCUGCUCAAUACCUACAAUUGGCAGUGAGCUUUUCAAAGCCAACCUUGUGGCAGCAGCAGCAGCAGCAGCAGUCGUCGCAGCUGAGCAGCAGAGGCAGCAGCUACACAAGUCAGCAAGCAGCAGCAGCAGCCAACCGUCAACGAAUUGUGGCCAAAAGCUGUGCAAAUUGAUUGAGUCCAGUGAAAAAUCAGUGGAAAUCAAUUGCCCCAGUCCUUGUGGCACACGCAACGUGCCUGAAAGUGGCCCAAAGUUCAGCGAAAAGUCGUCGCAAAGCGUUGGCCAAACUGGCGACGAUUUUGGCAGCCACAACGACGACGACAACGAUACCAACAACAACGACAACGACAACAACCACGACGACGACGACGACGACGCGCGACGUACAGAAAAAUUUGUGCAAAAAAUCAGGCAAAGCGCGUUGCCUGCUCGCGAGCCACAUCAUUUUUUUUAUCCCAGUGAAAGUGUUGAGACAGAUGCAGCAGCAGUAGCAGCAGCAUCAAUAGUGACAGCAGCAUCAGCAGCAGCAACAGCAACAGCAGCCUUAAGCUCCAAAAAGGAGCAGCAGCAGGAGGAGCAGCAGGAGGCGGGGCAGGCGCCAUUGUCAUUGCCACACUCACCGCACCCUCCUUGCCCCAACGAUACCCAGCGAGCCCAGCAAACCCACGAACCAACUGCCACCAGCAACUCAUCCUUGACUGGAUGUGGUGGCAUUGAUAAUGUCGCUGGCAUUGCUGCUGUCCGCCCACAAAAAAGUUCCUGGCCUCUGGAUUACGUGAGGAGCAGCAUCCCACAUACAGCAGCAACAUGCAAUGACAACGGCAACCAGUCAAAGCCCAGCGAUUUAAGUGCAUCAUCCGAGGGGAAGCUCAUCGAUUGCGAGUCCUUGGUGGGCAACACAGUGCAAUCAGCAUCACCAACAGCAGCAGCAGCAGCAGCAGCAGAAAUAGCAGCAACUGCAGCAGCAGUAGCAACAAGCUGCAUUGAGCAGGAUCUCAUCGAUUUUGAGCACGACUUGGGCGAGGAUUUUGUGGCCAGUCAGCGCUUAAAGCGACUGCAAUUCAAUUUUCAGGGACGCGUGGCCAGUAGUAGUAACAUUGAUUGUGUAAAGGCAUCCUUGAGACCACAACAACAACAGCAGCAGCAGCAGGAGCAGCAGCAGGAGCAACAAACAAUAAGCAUAACAAAGAAACUACCCCCAGAUACCGAUAGCGAUACCAGCCAACAACCCCAACUCCAAAGCCCCAGCGAAGCACACCAAACCCAAUCCACUCAAGGCGCAGACAAUAAGGCGAUUGCAUCCAUUAUCGCAGACCCAAGUGCAAUUCAAUUAGAUGCGGAUGCCAUUCCAGCAGCACCAUUGCCAAAUGAAAGCGAAACAACAGCCAGCGACAGACAAACAGCUGAAAAUCCCAAGGAGCAACAUUUCCUGCUGAAUACGCACUCCGAGUGGCCAGUGCGCAGGAUCGAGAAGGCGGAGACGGAAACGGAGGCGGAGAGCCAUACCCACAACCACAGCCAGAAUCGGAAUCAGAAUCAGCAUCCGAAUCAGAGCCAGAACCAGAACCAGAAGCAGAACCAGGACCAAGUGGUGAUUGAAAUCGAAACGGAUUGCGAGGAGCACGACGCGUCCAGGGAGGAUUGCUUGAGGCGCUCUGCCUUUGUGCCCGCGCAGUCGAGUUGCAAGGAGACCGGUGACUUUGGCACAUCGCUGAGCGAGUUCGAUGUGCAGCGGUUUGGCGAGUAUCUAAAGGCCGCCCGCCAAUUGCAGUGGCAUCAUCUGAACUCCAGCCGCAGCCGGAAGCAGCCGGAUAUCGGCAGCACCAGCAGUUUCCAGUGCUACGACGAGCUCCUGGCCGAGUUCGUUAGCGAACAGCAACAGGAGUACUUGCUGUACGAGGGCUAUUCCGAUUGCGAUAACAAUUCCAACUCCAACUCCAACUCCAAUUCGAAUUGCGAUAGCCAGGAGGAGUUUGAUUGCGAAAGAGCCGCCUGCCAGUGCCAUGAGUGCCUAGCCAGCCGGGUUGAGAACACGUCCACUUGCGCCAGAGGCAUCGUCAGCGUUACAGCAGCCCAUCUUGAUCGAACCCCAGAACCCACCCACCUGACCAACGGCCACAGGAUGCGCGAGGUGAAUGGUCAGUUGCGCGGCCUGCUCAAGAAGCCAAAUCGACCGCCACCGGCCCGCAAGAAUCGCGUCGUCUUCGAUGAGACGCGCAACGAGUUCUUCGAGGCCGACUACAUAAUCCUGAUCCGCGAGGAUUGCGCCUACGACGAGGAAGACGAGGAGCCAUGCACCUGCGGCGAGCACGAGCUGGUGCGUCUGUGCUGCGAGGAGGGAUGCCAGUGCAACUACGCCGUCAAUCCUGCCGAGGCGGGCGAGGGCAGGACGCCACAGAGCCCCAAAUAUCAGCCGCCAAUUGAGUUCGUCGACGAUGCCGCACUCAGUCCGCCCGACGGCUACAAGGACAGCAGUCUGAAGAACACGCUCGGCGGCGCCCUCAGCGGUCACAUCUUUGGGGCGCAGCACCUGCAGCAGCUGCAGGUCAUCCAGCGGCUGCAGCAGCAGCGCGCCGCAAUGCUGGCCGCCCGCAGUACCACAGGCGGGCAGAUACCGCCCCCGCCCCCGCCCGUCGGCAGUGCCCAGCAGCAGCAGCAGCAGCAGCAACAGCAGCAGCAACAGCAGCAGCAGCAACAGCAACAGUCGCAUCAGCAACCGCAUCAUGGAGCCAUGCAGCAGCAGCAGUCGGAGGAGGACCUGCAGGGCGUUUGCACCGAGUGUGCCGAGUGCGCCGAGUGUGCGGCCAAGCAGCUCCAGGAAGCAGAAUGCAGCUCCCCGCAGUGCCCGGAGGAGCUGACCCCACUGGGAGUGCCCGCCGUGGCCAUUCUGCCGCUGCACACCAGUUCCCCCGAGCGCCGCAUCACCCAGAAGGAGAUCAUCGCCGGCGAGGAGCGGCCCAAAUACGUGCUGCAAUCGCAGUACAAGCCAUCGCCCACAGGAGUGGUGAAAUCUAGAAAGGAUUCGGGCAGUAGCAAGGCCAGUUCCGGAUCCAUCUCCGGCUCCGGCUCCGGCUCCAGUUCCGCCUACGGGACAGCCACCCAAGUCCCGGUCCCCGUUCCAGUUCCAGCCACGGCCAUCAGUAGCCAUCAGUCCUCGAAAAAUAAGCGAUUUGUUGUUGAAACCAUUACUACUAUGACCACAGUGACCGAGCGCCGGAUCAUCCGCGAGGCGCACGAGGAUGCGGCGACCGCUGGAUCCGCUCCUGCACCUGGUACCGCCGCGCCAAUGGUGGCAGCCGCGUCCGCUGGCGGCGCUGAUGCAUUACCGCCCGCCUUGCCGGCCAAGGCGAGUGCUACAGCAGCAGCAGCCGCAGCUGCAGCAGCAGCCGCCGCAACAGCAGCGGCAUCCGCAUCCACAUCCACAUCCGCAUCAGCAUCCGCCUCCGCCUCCGCAUCCGCAUCGGAGCAGCAGCAGUUCGAGGCGCAGAAACCACCACCCAUACCGCCCAAGGAGACCUCACCCACGCAGAUCAGCGGCAUCCUGAAGGGCGGCAAACUAUGGAAGCAGGACUCGAUCUCACAGCAGUCGGAUGAUCAGAACAAUACCACCUCGGAGGACGAGAGUGGUGGCACCAAGCGGUCGGUGAGGUUCGUGACCGAGGAUCAGGCCAAUGCCGGCACCGACAGCGAUGCCCAAUCCCUGGCCGGUGAUCUGGAUGACAGCGAGAACCAGAUCAACGAGCUGAUCCCGAUCAAGAAGCACUCGACGCUCUUCAACAACGCCCUGCGUCCCAAUUCGGCGGUGCGCCAACUCUUCCCGAGCGUCUCAGCUCAUCAGGCACCGGUGCUCACCUCGGAGGCGCUCCGGGCCUUCGAUGAGUCCAAGCGGGCUGGCUGCCUGGUCACCCACCUGCCAGGCAGCUGUGGUGACUCCGACACCUUGCGGAGGAGCAUGGAGCGCAAUAUACUGCGACGAUCGCUGAUUAAGAAAAAGGCUGUCAAAUCGGACAUUUCGCUGGAGGAGCGCAUCAAGCAGCUGACCUGCGACAUCGACGAGGAUCUGGCCGAGGAACUGCAGCGGGCCGUGGACGAGGAUGCUGAAUCUGUGGCCGAACGUGCCGAUGAGUUGGCACAGCGCAACAGUCCCGCCGGCGAGGAGAAUCCCAAUCCGGUGCCUGGUUCUGGACAAGCUCACAAGUUCGUCAAUGGCGAGAAGAGCUUCUCGCCGAGCAGCUCCGUGUCGAGCUCCUCGAGCGGAUCGUCGGCCUACAAGAAGAUCGCAGACAUCUUCAACCGCGACAAGAAGCAGGAGAAGAUCAUGGAGAUGGAGGAGAAUCCCAUAGUUAUCAUACCACAGGAGUGCCGUUGUCCCGCUGCUCCGGACUUGGGCAUGGGCAUCCAGGUGCCGGUGGUCCACACGCAGAUCCACCGCACUCCGCCCCGCCAAACGGAGCCGAAGCGUCAGUUCCUCUCCUCCACUUUGGCCCCGCUGACCGCCUGUGUGGCUGGCAACAAGGACGACCUAUCCUCCUACUACACAUUGGCCGCUGCAGCUGCCGCUCAUCCGCAUGCCCAUGGCCACGCCCACACGCAUGCGCAUGCCGCCCACUACGCCGCCGCCGCUGCGGCAGCCGACUUCAAUAUGGGGCAGCUACUGGGAGCGGCUGCAGCCGCUGCCGCCUCUGGAGAUCCGGCUGCACAGCAUGCGGCUGCCAUGGCGGCACAGGGAUUGGCCCAAGGACUGGCUGCUGCCGGCGGAGGAGUGGGAGCAGGAGGACUUGGUGCUGGAGAGGAUGCUCGCAAGGUGGCGCCCGAUGUGAUUGCCGGCACACCGGGUCAGGAGGUCGCUGGGCGGCAGGAGCAGGACGAACUGGCCGCCUUCGCCCAGGCGGACGCCAAGCGGACCGAGCAGCUCAAGAAGCGCUACACUGGAGCGGGCUCCGAGCCCAGUCAAUCGCAGGCCAGCAGCGACGAUGACGAGCAGAACGACUAUGGGUUCAACAAGCGUCCAUCGGUGCGGGGCAUCAAGCCCAAGUUCAGUUCGACCAACGAGAUCCUGGCCCAGAUGCAGGAGCAGCUGAGCGCGGCGAUACCCACGGUGGUCAAUAGCCAGCCGGUGCAGCAUGCGGUCAAGGGUUAUGCCAUGCCCAACACGCUCAAGCAGAAUCCCUCGCCGCAGAACGUGCCACAGAACUUGCAGCAGCAGCAACAGCAGCAGCAGCAACAGCAGCAACAGCAGCAGCAACAUCAGCAGCAGGCGGUGCAUCAGCAACACCAGCAGCAGUUGCAGCAGCAAAUGGCCGCCGCGCUGCAGAAAACGGAGCAGCGAACGUGGAGCUUCUACAGCGAAACUGGGGAGCAGCAGCGCUUCCCCAUGGACGCGGCUGCCAUACAGCAGACCUACUACCAGACCCUGCCCGCCGGCACCAUGUUCCGCCAGACGAUGAUCCAGCAGGGCGCCACGUCCGCCGGCGGCGCCGAUGAUGCAUCACUCCUGUACGCCGCCGCCGCAGCCGCCCAAAAUUGCCAGAGUGUCACCGCGACGGCAACGGCCACCGCCACCGCCACGGCCAUCGAGCAGAGCAAGCACAGCAGCUACAGCAGCCACUUCGCCAGGAGCCCCACCCGGCGGCCGGAGUCGCCUCCCCCACUGCGCAACUACCACCAGACCAUGGUCCUCAUCCCGUACAACGCGGAGACCUACUCCCAGUUCGCCGCCAGCAGCAGCGGCGAUCCCAAGCUGGCGCACAUCCAGCGCCAGAACAUCCUCGAGUACCAGCAGGUAACCCAGCAGACGAUUCGUGUGCCCAUUGGCUACGCCCUGCCCGGCAUGCAGUUGCAUGUGGUGAGUGGGCGUGGCCAUGCCGCCCACUACGCCCAGCACCAGCAGCAGCAUCAGCAGCAGCAACAGCAGCAGCAGCAGCAACAGCAGCAGCAGCGCCUGAUGCAGGGACACUAUCAAUUCGGACCGGAUGGCGGAAUGCCCGGAUUCAGCGAGCGCGGAGUGCCCGAAGGAGCCGCCGCCGUAUCGCACAGCGAUUGCAACGCCAUGGUUUCGCCAACUUCAGCAGCAGCAGCGGUACAGCAGCAGCAGCAGCAGCAGCAGCAACAGCAGCAGCAGCAGAUGCAGCAGCAGCAACAGAUCGCCGGCGGAGUGGGUGUGGGCGCCCAGGCCCAGGGAUCCGUGUACUAUGCGAUGAACGUAUGACCCGCGCUCGAAUAGUCGCUGCCAGCGGCGGUCAUUGUCGAGCGCCGCCAGUGUCAACUAGUCGAAAUGUCAGCGACUUCAGUGCAUUUGGGUAGCGGCGGCAUGGGCGGCAGAUGAGCGCCCGCCCCGCGAUAUUCCCAAUUCGAAUCCGAGUCCGUGAUUGAGUCCUCGAGUUCCCAUCAGGUCCCAUCCGCUGAUUUCAGUUGCCCCUCAGUUGACCCUAGCGAGCGCUUUUGAAUCAGUUCGAUCUUCCGUGUUUAGCCGGUGUAUCUGUGUUUGAAUUUCAAUCUGUAUCUGUAAGCGUAACCGUAUCUGUUUUUGCGUCAGUAUGAUUAUCAUUAGCCGUGUCCGUAUCCGUGUUGUCAGUAUCUUUGUGUCUGUGAACGUGUGUGUCACAAAUACUCAAGUACGGCUUGUCACUAGGAGCCUUCAAAGCUUUCAAAUCACUUGACUUUCUUCGAUAAAUGCAAGGACAAGACAUUUCAAGGGGUUCCGCACACUGUUCAGCGUUUUUGAGGUGAUUUCAAAGCUCUUGAGGCUUCCAAGGCGCCCACGAUUAUAAUAGAAUUUACAAAGUAAACAUCCAAAGUUGGUGUAAACGAUGCAGCGGCAUCAAAACAAUUUUGAUACUAUGUGCAUCAUGGAAACUGAAACGGCGGCUGCAUCGUUUACAACCGGCUUCACCAACGAAAUCCAAAGUGAGUCACUUCACGUUAUGCAAUGCUCCAAAAAGUACAUUUUAAGUUCAGCCUUGUCGUCGAGGGUUUUUAUUGAAUAGGUAUUAAUAUUUAGUCGAGUGUAGUGAAGAUAGGAUGCAAAUCUAAACCAAAACACAACCAAAUCACAUGAAUUUAUUUCGAGCAUGUACAUGCUGGGUGCUAGUAAUGCAAAAAGAACAACAACAACAACAAAAACACAACAAAACCAAGAAGAGUUAAUUAAGCUAUAAAGGUUAUAUUUAACAAAGUUAAACCUAAAACAAAGAUAUGUAAUAACAUUAUUUUAAAUUCGUUUUUUUUGUUUGCUGUUAGCCAAGGAAACCGAGUUUUGCUCAAUGAAAAGUGCAUUUGAUUUUAAACGCAUCUACACGUAUAUGAAAACCAACAUACAUUAUUAUAUAUCGACAUAUGCGAAUGCUUAACUAAAUUAUACAUAAUUAAUUAUAUUUAAUUCAAUUGAUAUUAUAAAGUAUUUUCAAUGUAGUGCAAUUUGUUGCUAACUCCAAAAGCUCUCUUAGCCAAGAGUAUUAAAUAAAAACAUAGA